Molecule: messenger RNA, 2345 nt
Organism: Myxocyprinus asiaticus (Chinese sucker)
Lineage: Eukaryota; Metazoa; Chordata; Actinopteri; Cypriniformes; Catostomidae
Product: ceramide-1-phosphate transfer protein-like
Exons: 4
Coding region: 582-1532 (316 amino acids)
Biological process (GO): intermembrane lipid transfer; ceramide transport
Cellular component (GO): membrane; cytosol; cytoplasm
Molecular function (GO): ceramide 1-phosphate binding; ceramide 1-phosphate transfer activity
Source: RefSeq, a predicted model, not a curated record
AGUUGGACCUCCUUUUGGGUCUUAAAAAUGUAUUUGUGACACAUGCUUGUUAAUGUACAUGUGUUCAUGUCUGUGUAAAGGUCACUACAGGUUACUUACUGCUUGCCUAAUAAGGAGUGAUUUGUUGUGCUUGACUAAUCUAUGGACUUUCAGAUUGAGCAACAUCACUGGAGACUGACAAUGCAGAGAGCACAGGAAAGGUGAAGAAAGAAAGAGGGAAAGUAAAUGAAUAGAGAAAACAACAUAGCAUAAAAGGAGGUGAGGGGGAUUAAAUCGAACUAAGGCAGGAGAAUAGUAUACCAAAACAAGUUGCAGCAAGUUAUAGUACAUGUGGAGAUUGAAAGUAGUGAGUGAGUGUGUAAAGCAUACAAGGAUUUUGCUUGCCAAUUUCUAGUGACUUAAUGCUCGAAACUCUAUCAAAACUAUGACAAACAAACUGUGCAAGAGAGGAAGCCUACUGACCACUACGGUAGGAGCCCAGAGAUUAUGACUUCUGAUGAGAGAGAGUGGGAGCACAAAGACUGAGAAAGAAAGAGGGGACACCUGAGAAGACGUAGCGAGAGGGAGGACAGUGGAUCAUUAUGGGAGUCAAAUGCAAGGCUUGUUCAGCCAUUGUCCUCAUCCUCCUUUUGCUUGGUUCCAUGUGGCUAUAUGGGAGCCUGGACCACCAUCUGGGUACCUGUCUGAAAAUGUAUAUUCCGAAAAACAAGGCUGUCUCUUUAAACAGAGUUAACAGUUCAGAGGAAGGUGAAGCACCACUGAAGGUGUGUCCUGGUCAGAGGUUUAAAGUUGCUAAUUUGCUGGCUUACCUGAAAUCUGCACCAGUCUCCACCAAUGAUGUGCUGCUAAAGCCAUAUCUGGCAAGCUGGGAUGAGCUCAUCAAGUUUAUGGAAGCCUUGGGGCCAAUGGUGGGUAUCAUUUCUCAAGAAAUUGAAUCAAAGACCACUGUCAUCCGUGAUCUAGCCCAAAAACAUGAGAAAGAAGCAGAGAAGAGAAUGAAAAACAAAAAAAGAGUGACUAUGGGAAGAGACACGGGCAUAGUGAUACCUCAUAAAAGAUCUUCAAACUCCUCUAAAAUGAAUCACAAACUCUCAGACAGCACAUCUGGUUACAUUUCUAUUCGGUCAAUGAUUAAGUGGGAGAUGAAAAAUGGUUUGGUAGACUUCCAAAAGUACACAAUCUCAGGCUGCAGGACUCUGCUGCGUUUGCAUCGCGCUCUGCUCUGGCUCCAAAGCUUUCUGCAGGAACUGGGGAAGGAUGCACCUGAAGGAGGGCAUCUAGGAAGACCUUCUGACCUCUGCAAAGAGACCUACCAGCGUACGCUGGCCAAACAUCACACAUGGUGGGUGAGGAGAGCAGCAGAACUGGCCUUUCUUGCCAUGCCUGAAAGACCUUAUUUCUACCAGUUGGUGUGUGUGGAAACACAGGAAGAAGCAGCUGUGGUGCUGGACAGAGUGGUGAGAGCAAUAGGAGAAGUAUACGAGAGAACUGAAGUAGCUCUUGAUGAACACAAAAUGCUGGAUCUACCCUGAACACAAAAGAGAGAUGGAAGAUAAUGAGAAGAACUGUCAGAACCACACUUUCCAUUGAUUAGUGUAGUACACAGACACCAACCUGUUGGCUUGGGUAUAUGAACAUGAAACCAGUAGGACUGGAAAUUUAGGGAGAGCUGCAGAGCUGUGAAAUACAAGACUGGGACUUUUGAACCCUUAUGAGGAUAAAGGGAGACCCAUAAGGCUUAUUUGCUUUAGGUCUUACUGAUAUACUCAAAGAAAGGUCAAUUUUCUUUAAGAAUUAUUAGUGACCUGAGAAUUGUUUGUUUUCAGUAAGUAAAAGAAGUAGCCAAUUGAGAAGACAAUCGAACAGGCUUUACUAGCAAAUAUUUAACUGUUUCGCUGCUAAAACUACUGAACAUACAGUAUACUUUGAGCUGAUGCAGAAAUAUGUUAAUGAAAUGCACUAUGAUCAACACUUGAACUUCUUAAAAGGGUGGGCUUAGAAUGGCCUUUUUUAUAAAUGGUUCAUAAUAAGGUAUGGUUUGGUUAACAUACAGUGAAAUUGAAUUACAUCUUAUGUAUUUCUACACUGAAGCACAUAUAACAAUAUACUUGGUCUAUGAAACCUGAAGAAAAAUAAAGACAACCUAUUUCUGUGUACAGAAACAAUUAAAAUAGAGAAAACUGACAAUUCCACCUGGUAAACAUGCUGUGCUCAUUGUGUGUCAGCUGUUUUCCUGCAGGUAUUGCCCCCACAUCUUUAUUUGUCAAAAGAUAGAAAAGAUUCCAUUUAUGGUUGUUUUGCAAGAUACUACUGGUAUUUUUAAUAAUAAAAAUACUUUCACCUAA